Molecule: messenger RNA, 1131 nt
Organism: Aphidius gifuensis
Lineage: Eukaryota; Metazoa; Arthropoda; Insecta; Hymenoptera; Braconidae
Gene: ato
Product: protein atonal-like
Exons: 1
Coding region: 166-1104 (312 amino acids)
Molecular function (GO): protein dimerization activity
Source: RefSeq, a predicted model, not a curated record
ACAACACUGCUCUCUCUUUGCUUACUUUUAUAUAUAUAUAUAACAUUAUAUAAAUAUUUUGUGUUUUUUAAAUAAUAAAUAUAUAUUGUGAGUGUUUUUUUUUUUUUUUUAUACAAGUGUUGUGUAAAUUAAAAAUAAGCAUCAUUGUGAAUAAUAAUACAUAAAAUGGAACUUCAAGAAAUGUUUCGUUAUGGUUACAUGUAUCCACCACAAGAAGAAAAUAUUUUAACAUCACCAACAUAUUUACAAUUACCAGACUAUACAUAUUUAAAAGACAAAAAUGUAUUGUUACCACCAGUUAGUUCAGUAUUAAAUAAUAUCAAUAAUAACAAUAAUAAUACAACACAAAUACAACAUUGUAUGACAACAUUAUAUGAUAAUAAUAGUGAUGGUUGGCAUACACCAAGUCCACCAGCAAGUUUAAGAUCAGUAAGUCCAUCAACAACAGUAUCAUCUGAUAUUGGUGACAUUAAUAACAUAAAUAUAAAUAUUAACAUGAAUAAUAAUCAUCAAAAAUACAACAACAACAAUAAUCAUCAACAUCAACAACAACAACCACAUCAACAACAUCAACAAGCAUUAAAAAGAAAAAGAAGAAAUUCUCAUGAAUGCAUUGAUGAUACCAAUGAAAAUGAAUUAUUAUUAAAAAAACAUAUAAAUUUUGUUGGUAUAAAUAAUGAUAAUGGAAAUAAUGGAAAUAAUGAAAAUAAGCUAUUAUCAUUAUCAUCAACAUCAUCACGUACAAGUAUUGGUAGUAAUUCAAGUACAUAUUCAGAAAAUAUGGAAAGUGGUGGUGAUGAUGACGAUGAUGAUGUUGGUGGUGGUGAAGAUGCUGUUAAUGAUGGUGAAACAAGUGAUAUUGAUGAAAAUUCAAAAAGACGAGGAGGUGGUGGUGGUGGUAAAUAUGUCAGUUCAACAGUUGUUAGAAAAAGAAGACUUGCUGCAAAUGCCAGAGAACGAAGAAGAAUGCAAAAUUUAAAUAAAGCCUUUGACAGACUGAGAACAUAUCUUCCAUCACUUGGUAAUGACAGACAAUUAUCAAAAUAUGAAACACUUCAAAUGGCACAAUCUUAUAUCACUGCACUCUACGAUUUACUUCAAUAAAUCAUCAUCAUCAUCAUCAUCAUCAGA